GUUGCACGGUUGCUAUGGCUUCCGGAAACAAACCCGGAAGUCUCCCUGUGGACAACAUCGCUAGAAAUGGAGACUUUUCAGGUAAUGUCAUCAGAAGACAUCCAGCUUCUGAGGAGACCUCUUCCUCCUAAACACUCCCCAUUACACUGUACGAUAGCAGAAUCAGCACUUACACAGGUCCAUGAAGAGAGCAGAACAGGAAGAAGAAAGGAUUGGAGUGACCAUGGCAAUGCUCUUCCAUCUUCACCUCUGUCCUUCCUCCCUGCUGAAACUCCCACAAUUCAUGUCAACUCUUUCCCUUCCAGACCACGAAGAAUUAUUCCCAAAGCCUGUAUUUUAGCGUUCCUGAGAGAUGAUCCUCGUUACGCACCUCGUCCCCCGGAAUUCCUGCUGGACUUCCUGAAACCCACUCAGUCAGCGAGUGAACCAGUCCACACCAGCCAAUCACAGGAGGAGGUGAUCCAGGACCUGUCACGCUGGAACUACAGGAAGUUCAUCGAUCACUUCCUGUCUGAGCUGCAUGAUGGGCAGCAGAGUGAAGUGGCCAGGAAGCUAAUGAGCUGUGAGCAGUUUCCUUGUCUUGAGCGCAGAAUCCCGCAGUGGCAGAUCAAGUGCGAGUUGGCUGCAGUGGCUCUGGUGCAACUGCAGAAGUGUGUGAGACAUCAGAGAAAUGACAAUCCUCUUUGGAUGGUAGAUGAGAUGCCAGAUGCAUGCACACACACACAGUAUGACACAGACCCAGUUGUUCUUAGUUUUCAGGGCUCAAUUCGAUCUCAUGCCCCUUCCCUCACUCCACUCAGCCCGUCUGAGCGUGCCGUUGUAGACUGCCUCGAGAAAGGAGGCAGCGUCCUCAACCUCAAGGCUCACUUUAUUGACCAACUACCUGAUCCGUCUCGACUUAUUUCGACUCUCUGCUACUUAAAUCUUUCAUUUAAUGAUUUUUGUUUGUUUCCUGUGGAGGUGUGUGAGCUCACUAAACUGGAGGUGCUGAAGCUGAGAGGUAACCCGAUCGAGAAAAUCCCAGCCGAGAUCGAGAAGCUGAUCAACCUCAAGAUGCUGGUGGUCUCGUUCUGCAAGCUCACUGCUCUACCUUCUCAGUUAUACCAUCUGCCCUCUCUGCAGCACCUGGACGUCUCACACAACCUCAUUGGCUGCUUGAGCAACAAGAUCAUGAACCUCAGGUCACUACGUUAUUUAAACCUAGAAGGAAACCUGUUAGCCGCUCUACCCACGGGACUGCUGCACCUCCCUCUGUCCCAACUGAUACUGGAUACACACUCUCAGCAGUUCCUCAGAAUCGGCGCAUGACAGGAUGACAGGAUGUUCUUCUUUUAAAUGACAUGCCAUUGUUGGGCUGGAUGUUUGUUUUUUUUUUGUUUAUUUUUUUUUUUUAAGAAAAAAAUAAUAAUAUCUUUAAUCCUGCACUGAGCCUCUCACAAUCAAACACUUCUUAACAACUUUCCUGAAAUAAUAAACACUGUUUGUUGUGAAACAUAGCAGUAUCCUCGAUAACAGAUCAGUGCUUAAGUUUUACUCAUCUAAACAUCUUGGACAUGCUGAUGGGAAGACCCUUAACCCCCUCACCUGCUCGGGUGGAUAAAUCAGGUACAGGUAUGUCAUUUUGGAUAAGGACGUCUGGCGAGUAGGGUGAAAGAAUAAACACUUGGGGACAUGCUGUUAUAGGAAUAUAAUCAGUGAUGAGGUGGUGUGAUGUGGCAUGAUGCAGUUGAUUAUUAGAAAAAUAAUGUUUAUUAAACACAACUUAUUUUUUUAUUCACACCAUUUUGGCAUAACAUUAUGACCACCUGCCUAAUAUUGUGUUGGUCCCCCUUUUGCUACCUAAACAGCCCUGACCCGUCAUGCACUGUGUAUUCUGACACCUUUCUAUCAGAACCAGCAUUAACUUCUUCAGCAGUUUGAGCAACAGUAGCUCGUCUGUUAGAUCAGAUCACACGAGUCAGCCUUCACUCCCCACGUACAUCAAUGAGUCUUGACCGCCCAUGACUCUGUCGCCGGUACAUCACUGUUCCUUCCUUGGACCACUUUUGAUAGAUACUGACCACUGCAGACCAGGAACACCCCACAAGAGCUGCAGUUUUGGAGAUGCUCUGAUCCAGUGGUCUAGCCAUCACAAUUUGGCCCUUGUCAAACUCGCUCAAAUCCUUAUGCUUGUCCAUUUUUCCUGCUUCUAACACAUCAACUUUGAGGACAAAAUGUUGACUUGCUGCCUAAUAUAUCCCACCCACUAACAGGUGCCAUGAUGAGGAGAUAAUCAAUGUUAUUCAGUGCUCAGAAUGUUUUGCCUGAUCGGUGUAUAGUUAUAUUUUAAAGUAGUGAAAUGUCUAAGGAAUAAGUCACACGUGCCGUUUCUACACCAGCACCGGAACCUCCACUUCCCAGAAUGUACUGUGGCCUACAAAAUAUGGGCUCCACAGACUACACUAACACACCUUUCAUUCUGUGUAUUAAUAUUCUUGCUAUUAGUUUUUGCAUUUUUUUUGGAUUUUGUCAAAGUUUGCUGAUCACCUGACCUUUCACCCUGUUCGUGAUUAUAAGUUUUGAGUCAUGUUUUUGUGAACCUCAUCCAGUCUGGUGUAUGGACACAGCCCAGUGUGGUUGACAGAAGGUAUGCAAGCUGCUUAACACAAGUACAUCCACCCUGUGAAACCUCUCUUGUAUUUUUGAAGAGCACAGACCAACCAUGUGGACCAACUAUGACACAACUCCUGAUGUAAUAAACAGAUGUUUGAUGGUCAGUGUGUGAGAGGGUUAUGACAAAAUCCAGAAUGCAGACAACAGAGAUGCACAGAACCUCCAAAAAAUAGAGCACACACACACACACAAGGGUCACACACAAACGUAACAAUAAUAGAACAAUGGUUAAGCUUACACAAACAGGAUACGUCACCAACGCUUCACAUUGUGUGUGCAUUUUCUAUUCUUUAAACAGGAAGUGGUGUGUUGAAGAAGAUGUGUCAGUAAUAUUUAGGGCAGAGCACCCUCUGCAGCUAUGGAGGUGUGAUGUAGUUAGGCUUCUGUUUAUUUAUAUACUGUAUUAUUUUGGGACAAAAAAAAAAAAAAUAUAUAUAUAUAUAUAUACAUACAUACAUACAUAUAUAUAUUUGCUGAAUAAACAACAGGAGCACACAAAUCCCAUCUUUGCAAUAUUUCAAAUAUUACUAAAAAUGAAUAAUACAAAAAAGGAGAUUAUUACAAAAAUAAUGUUUAUUAAACACAACUUAUUUUUUUUUAUUCACACCAAUUAGGCAUAAAAUAUGACCACCUGCCUAAUACUGUGUUGGUCCCCCUUUAGCUGCCAAAACAGCCCUGACCCGUCAUGCACUGUGUAUUCCGACACCUUUCUAUCAGAACCAGCAUUAACUUCUUCAGCAAUUUGAGCAACAUGGUUCUCUAAUGGAGCUCCAUUUGUAAAUCAUGUUGCAGAAACUCGAGGGUAAAUUUUAAGUAAAACUGUAGUUCAGUGAAGCUGUGGUUUCUGUAGCAGAUCUUCUGUUGUGGUUUAUUUAAUCACAUUCUUUCAUUAUGUACAUUACAGACUCUCUACAGCGUUAGAGAAUUUCUCUCACAAAGGCCUGAAUGUUCUGUUAUGUUUCAUUGGUUCAGAGUCCAUUACAAAAUAAAGUGAAACAAAAUAUAACUA
Hemibagrus wyckioides is the source of this 3661-nucleotide messenger RNA. RefSeq names its product leucine-rich repeat-containing protein 40 (gene lrrc63). The coding region runs from base 67 to 1308 and encodes 413 amino acids. The transcript has 10 exons. Gene Ontology annotation, molecular function: protein binding. The record is from RefSeq and is a predicted model, not a curated record. NCBI's taxonomy places the organism in Eukaryota, Metazoa, Chordata, Actinopteri, Siluriformes, Bagridae.